AUGGCUUUUCGACGUCCUAUGAUGCUGUCUUCGGCAGCAUCGUCUGCACCCUUCCUUUCGACAGCGAGCAAAACUUCCCGAGUGGCCGCUUCUCUGCCCCGGUUCACCUCAUGCAGAGCUUCAUCCAGUUCCACUUCGGCUCUGGCCUAUAAGGCAUUGCAUCGCCGAUCGCCUCUUCCUUUGCCUGUCUCCGAUGCCUCGCGUCAAAUGGAUGCUCCCACUGCCGUCACGUCCAUCCUUUACGAGACUCCCGUGGUGCCUACCAACCCCCCGAAGCGCCAUGUCCUGAACUGCCUCGUGCAGAACGAGCCUGGUGUGCUCUCGCGUGUCUCCGGAAUCUUGGCUGCUCGUGGUUUCAACAUCGACAGCUUGGUCGUCUGCAACACUGAGGUCGAGGACCUGUCCCGUAUGACCAUUGUGCUGCAAGGUCAGGAUGGUGUCGUGGAGCAGGCCCGCCGUCAAUUGGACGACCUGGUCCCCGUCUGGGCUGUCCUUGACUACACUGAGUCGGCUCUGGUUCAGCGUGAACUUUUGCUGGCCAAGGUCAGCAUUCUGGGUCCCGAGUUCUUCGAGGAGUUGCUGCAGCACCACCGCGAGAUCACCACCCCCGGAGAAAGCCUGGAUGGACAAGACAAGGCCGGACAGGCAAGCAAGAAGACCGAGUUCCACCCUCGUCACUUACCCCAGAGCCAAGCCCUGAGACACAAGCACGAGCAUCUCGAUGCCAUCACUCGCCUGACUCACCAGUUUGGUGGUAAGGUUCUGGAUAUCAGCACCAACAACUGCAUCGUUGAAAUUUCCGCCAAGCCUCACCGUAUCGAUUCCUUCAUGAAGCUGAUCGCACCAUUCGGUAUCCUCGAGUCCACCCGAACCGGUCUCAUGGCUCUCCCCCGUUCUCCUCUCUCCGAGCCCAACGAGGAGGUCGAGAAGGAGGCCUCCGACGUGGUUGAUGUUAGCACUCUUCCUCCCGGCUAA
Molecule: messenger RNA, 975 nt
Organism: Aspergillus wentii DTO 134E9
Lineage: Eukaryota; Fungi; Ascomycota; Eurotiomycetes; Eurotiales; Aspergillaceae
Product: acetolactate synthase regulatory subunit
Exons: 2
Coding region: 1-975 (324 amino acids)
Biological process (GO): branched-chain amino acid biosynthetic process
Cellular component (GO): acetolactate synthase complex; mitochondrial nucleoid
Molecular function (GO): acetolactate synthase regulator activity
Source: RefSeq, a predicted model, not a curated record